ACAGAAUUUUCCACUUCUCUGACAACGGUGUGAACUUUGUUUUAUCACUAAUAAUACGACGCUAUGUUCACGUAAUAAUAUUAGAAAAUGACACGAAAGAAAGCAACUCUUGGAGUCAUUAGAUUGUGAAUUUUGAAUGCAGGAAUUAUUUGACCGAAUUGUAUCAGUCUUCUCUCUCUCUCUCUCUCUCUCUCUUUGACCCACUUUUAAUCUUUUUAAAGCAAAUACGUACAUACAACAGAAAUUAAAAGAUGCCAAGGAAAAACAAGAUAAACCCUAUCUUUCCGAGUCAUGAUAACAGAGACGAAGAUCUCGAAUCUAUUGUAUUUCAUGUCCCAGCAAUAUAUGGCGAUAAAGUCAAGAUCCACGACUGGCAGAUGAAAACUUUGGCGGAGCCCAGAGACAACAAGGACAUAUUUCCACCGAAAGGAAACCUUCACGAAUCGUCAUAUCGAAGAAUAGGAGCCGACGACGAAGGCACUGGAGUCUCGGAGACACAAACCAUGUUAUCGCAGAUCGAAAUGCGAGACGAAUACAAACCAAUUAUUUAUCCACGACGCAGCCUGCUCACGAUGCAAUCGCUCGCUUCGGCCCAGAAAGAUUACGAGGAGAAAGAGUUACAACUGGAGGACCUACUCGUAGAUACCAUGGCAAUUCGUUAUAUGGACUAUCGCACCACCAUGGAUAGCGACUAUCGGUCGCCUUAUCCUCCGAGACCGAUAUCGCCGCCGCCGCCAUCACCGCCUCCGGAACCAUGGUUGUUAAACCGACGCACCGUCGGUUACAGUCUUCAUGCUUUGGAGAAUCGUCGCGGCUACCACACGUUCUUGGACGACGACAUGGAUCUCCAUCGAAGAAUAGCAGAGUUGAAAAUGAAAAGGGGCAAACUAUAUGAGGUAAUCAUAAAGGAUAAAGAGCAACAAAGCUCCGUUUAGCAGUUGAUAAAUGUUUGUUAAAACAUCCUGGAGAAAUUGGAGUCAAUAAGAAAGCAUAUGUGAACAUGACAUAUAAUUUUUUUCUCUCUUUAUUCGUG
Messenger RNA from Odontomachus brunneus, 1033 nucleotides. RefSeq lists its product as uncharacterized. Gene Ontology annotation, cellular component: plasma membrane. The record is from RefSeq and is a predicted model, not a curated record. NCBI's taxonomy places the organism in Eukaryota, Metazoa, Arthropoda, Insecta, Hymenoptera, Formicidae. The transcript is spliced from 4 exons. The coding region runs from base 252 to 935 and encodes 227 amino acids.